UUCUUAAAGCUAGAGCUUCCUUUCAUGUCUGAGAGGAUGUUUUCCCAUUUACAGAUGGUGAUAGCAACUCUAUCUGUCACUUUGCUGGUGUCUAGCGUCAGUUCUGCACCAAGAGGACACAUGCUGCUCCAGCUAAUCCGCUCAGAAGUAGACCCCAAGGAAAAUGAGCUUCAGGACCUCUCUCGUUUACUCCUGCUGAAGCAGCUCUCUGAGUCAGUGGCACCUGAAGAGACAGAUGCUCUUGCAAGCAUUGAUGAUGUUGAUGUUCACAAUGAAGUUGUUCGCCAGAUUCCUCUGUCUCAGCGAGAAAGAAAAGCAGGCUGCCGGAAUUUCUACUGGAAGACCUUCACCUCUUGUUAGUUACCUUUCUGAUUCUACUCGUCUUUCUUAAAAUCUCCAGACUAAAACCCUUUCAACAUCAUACUUGUGAAGGUGUUGUAUAAUUGUUGUUGUAUUCAUAUAUAUAAUGGACUGACCGAUCUGCGCUCUUGCAUUUUUUUCUCUUUAUCUCUUAUACAGUCUUCAUUUACCAUGAAUGCUCAUAUUAAAGAGAAAAUGGUACUUUUUGCACAAAGUAAAACAUUAGAAAGAUGGAAUCAAUCAUCAGCACAAGCAAGUAGAGACACCAGUAAUACUAUUCAAUACAAAGAGAGCUUAACCCCAUUUAUUUCUGUAUGUAAUUUCUCUAUGUAUGUAUUCUCUAUAUGUAUUUUGUGAACAGAUAACAAUCAUGCACUGUAUGCUGUAUAACAUGUCUGUGUUAAGGGUACUAUAAAGAUUGAUUGCAGUGAUUAUGGUUAAGUUUUAAAUUACAUUUUUAAGAAUCUACAGCUGAUAAAGGCUUUGCAACUUUGCAAUAGUGGAAAUGUCUUGCUCCUCUUCUGUAAUAACUGUGUUCAGGGAAAGUGCGUAAGUGUAAUCAAUUGGAUGUAAUACAAACAGCAAAAACACAAAAGAGCGUUUCAAUUUGUUUUCUUUCAGUUCAUCAGAUCAUAAAUCAAAACAUGAGUCAGUACAAAUUGGAAGACAACACACUGGACGAAACACAUUGGCUGUAAAAACGUAUAGAUUUCUGAAAUACAUCAUUUCCUUCCUACAAUCAGCAUCAUAGUCAAAAUAAAUGCAACACACCCACAAAAACUGCUCACAAAUCCAAACAAGCCCUGAAGUCUACUGGCAGUUUAAAAGUACAUCAGCCAUUUAUUAAACUGUGCAGUGCUAAGGUCAUUUAUUAGUCAAUAAUCAUCUACAAAGGCAACAGGUUUGGAAAAAUGAUGCUAUUUGGCAAAAACGUGA
Myxocyprinus asiaticus (Chinese sucker) is the source of this 1296-nucleotide messenger RNA. RefSeq names its product somatostatin 5 (gene sst5). Gene Ontology annotation, molecular function: hormone activity. NCBI's taxonomy places the organism in Eukaryota, Metazoa, Chordata, Actinopteri, Cypriniformes, Catostomidae. Gene Ontology annotation, cellular component: extracellular region. Gene Ontology annotation, biological process: regulation of cell migration. Bases 25 to 360 code for a protein of 111 amino acids. The transcript is spliced from 2 exons. The record is from RefSeq and is a predicted model, not a curated record.